AUGGAAUAUACAAACAUUUCGUUUUUCGAUCAGAUAAACUCUACCACUAAAAUCAAUGCCAGCAUUGCAGCAACCACUUCUUUACCAGCUAGAGAUAUCCUGGUAUCUGACUACACUUUAAGUCUUUUUACUUUUGUUGUCGAUAUUUGGACCAACCUUCUACUAUGCUCUCUCGGCAUCAUCACCAACAUCAUUAACAUCGUUGUCUUCGCCAAGCUGGGGUUCAAGGACAGCGUCAACAUCUCAUUGACAACCAUUGCAUUCUGGGACCUGAUUCGAGUCUUGUGUGGAGCGGUCCACAGACUCUACGGCCCGGUGUCGUUAGCCUCCCCUGCCCUAGGCAAAACUUGGCAGAGCCUGACGAUCACGAAUCUCCAAUACGUCAACAUCAUUUCCGGGAACGUAUCUUACGUCAUCGGUGCUUACGUAGCUAUAGAACGAUGUCUCUGCGUCAGUUUUCCGUUUAAAGUUAAAACCCUCAUCACACCAAAAACAACUUUCACGUUUUGUAUACUUCUAUCAGUACUUAUCUACGGGUCAUUUUUUCUAUUAUUUUUCAUGUUCGAAUCGAAAUGGAUCUACAGUAAAGAAAUGCAAGCCACAAUCGCAAUCUACCAGUAUACCGAAUUUAGUCAAAUCCACGGCCAGCGGUUUUUUGAAGCCAACCGUUUCAUGGGUACCAUCUACCCUUUAUUAAGUCUCACCACAAUGGUAGUCAGUACCAGCAUCAUCGCGUUUCAUCUAAAAAAAUCUUCCCAUUUUAGAAAAGAUGUCGCGUCUAAAACGAGAAGACACGAGACCAGCAAACAAGACGAGAUGACCACUAAGGACUGGAAGGCGAUCAAAAUGCUGCUAGUGGUCAUCGGCGUGUACAUCAUCAACCUGGCACCACGGGUCACCUACUACAUGGCCAUGCUGUGUGUGCCGGAGUUCUACGUCAUGAAGUUCUACAACAACAUCUUCUGGGUCGCCACCUACACGUACUUCGUCUUCGACUACAUCAACUCGUCCGUGCACCUUUUUGUUUUCUACAGCAUGAGUUCAAAGUUCAAAUCAACAUUUCUCUCGACUUUUCAGCCUAAAUGUGUUACCAAAAGAAAUACCACAUCGCAAAGUCCAAUAGUCAAAGAGGCUUCACGCCACAGAGUUCCCGAUAGCAAUAGUUCUUUUUAA
Messenger RNA from Physella acuta, 1173 nucleotides. RefSeq lists its product as uncharacterized. Gene Ontology annotation, cellular component: plasma membrane. Lineage: Eukaryota; Metazoa; Mollusca; Gastropoda; Physidae. The record is from RefSeq and is a predicted model, not a curated record. Gene Ontology annotation, molecular function: G protein-coupled peptide receptor activity. Gene Ontology annotation, biological process: G protein-coupled receptor signaling pathway.